GGUACCCCGCAUCUACACAACAUCUUAAGCUCUUAACUUUCACAACAACUCUAUUCAUUCAUUCAUUUAUCUAUCUAUCUAUCUAUCAAUCAAUCAAUCAAACACCCCAAACACGCAGACCAAACCAUGCCUCCACGAAUCCUCCUCCUCGGCGGCCACGGCAAAAUUUCCCUCCUCAUGACUCCUAAAAUCCUGGCGCGUUCUUGGUCUUUGGUCUCUUUGGUGAGGAAUGAGCAGCAGAGGGGGGAUAUUCUUGAAGUGGCGAAGAGGGCGGGGGAUAUAAAGAGUAAAGAAGGGAAUUUGGGGGUUGGGGAUUUGGAAAUUGGGAAUUUGGAAAUUUUGGUCAGGAGUUUGGAGGAUGUGAGGUGUGUGGAUGAUGCGAGGGGGAUUUUGGAGCUGGUGAAACCGGAUUGGGUGGUUUGGUGCGCGGGUUUGUUGAUCUUUUUCUUUUGGGGGCGAGGGGAGAGUUGGAUUUGUUUUAGGGGAAGAGGGAUAAGAGGAAGAAUAACAGGAUUAAUAAUAAGAUUUACCUAUAAUCACAAUAAAUCAUAAACUAACACAAAAAACCCAAAACCGUAGGAGCCGGCGGCAAAGGCGACAAAUCCCGUACCUACGCCAUCGACCAAAACGCCUGCAUCCAUUUCAUACGCGCCAGUAUCUCCACCCCCUCCAUCAGUAAAUUCCUCCUCGUCUCCGCCCUCAUAUGUCGUCGUUCGCGCGCUCCCUGGUGGAACGACGAUGAUUGGAAAUACGUAGAGAAAGUUAAUAGGGAGAUACUUCCGGAUUAUUAUCAGGCGAAAUUGAAAGCUGAUCAGGCGCUUGUGGUGGAGGGGAGUGAGAGGAAGGAUUGGAUUUGGAUAGAUUUGAGGCCGGGGACUUUGAGUGAUGAGGCGGAGAAGGGAGGGUGGUGCUGGGGAAGACCGGGGAGGGAAACUGGGGGAUGUGGCGGAGGUGGUGGUUAGGUUGUUAGAGGGGAGGAGGGUAUUUUGAUUUGGUUAAUGGGGAGGAGAGGGGAGGGAUGAAGGGGUGGAUAUAGGGAGGCGGUUGAGAGGGUUUUGGGUGGUGGGGUGGAUGCUAGGGAUGGGGAGGAGUUUGGGGAGGAGUUGAAGUUAUGAUGUAGGAGGGGAUUUAGGGGAUUUGAUGAUGGAUUUUGUCUUGUUUGCAUGAAAGGAUUAUUAAGUUAGAUACAUAGGUAUGGAUAAGAUCAUUGUCUAAGGAAAUCAAGACAAAAAUUUUCACUAUAUCUAUAAAGGUGUAUCUAUUCAUU
This is a messenger RNA of Sclerotinia trifoliorum, 1267 nucleotides long. NCBI's taxonomy places the organism in Eukaryota, Fungi, Ascomycota, Leotiomycetes, Helotiales, Sclerotiniaceae. The record is from the annotation of a GenBank genome assembly.